Engraulis encrasicolus (European anchovy) is the source of this 1590-nucleotide messenger RNA. Its product is annotated as metalloreductase STEAP2-like. Gene Ontology annotation, cellular component: endosome; plasma membrane. The coding region runs from base 1 to 1590 and encodes 529 amino acids. Gene Ontology annotation, biological process: copper ion import. Gene Ontology annotation, molecular function: ferric-chelate reductase (NADPH) activity; cupric reductase (NADH) activity. The transcript has 6 exons. NCBI's taxonomy places the organism in Eukaryota, Metazoa, Chordata, Actinopteri, Clupeiformes, Engraulidae. The record is from RefSeq and is a predicted model, not a curated record.
AUGGACUCCAUCUGCAUGUCGGCUGGCAGUGCCACCUACCUGCCCAACGGUGUGACCAAGAUGGGCCCCACCACUGCCACCACCACCAGGGACUGCUCCGCUAGGCUGGCACCGGCAUCCAUCAUGGCAUCUGCGACGGCGACAACGGCGGCAGCAGCAGCAGCAGGGGUGGCUUUCAUGGCAGCCGGCAGCACGGUGGGCAUCAUCGGCUCGGGGGACUUCGCCAAGAGCCUGACGCUGCGGCUGCUGCGGAGCGGGUUCGGGGUGGUGGUGGGCAGCCGCUACCCCAAGAGGGCGGCGGAGCAUUUCCCACACGUGGUGGACGUGACACAUCAUGAGGACGCCGUGGAGAAGGCAUCUCUCAUCUUCCUGGCUAUCCGCCGUGAGCACUACGCCUCGCUUUGGGGCCUGAAGCAUCUGCUAGCCGGCAAGGUGUUGGUGGACGUCAGCAACAACCGCCGCCGGGACCAGUACCCCGAGUCUAACGCAGAGUACCUAGCCUCCCUCUUCCCAGAGUCCUUUGUGGUGAAGGGCUUCAACGUGGUGUCUGCGUGGGCCAUGCAGUCGGUACAGAGGGAUACGUGCAGCUUGAUCUACAUCUGCAGCAACUCCCUGGCCGCGCGUCAGCAAGUCAUGGAGCUCUCCCGCCAGAUGGGCUUCAGCCCCGUGGACAUGGGCACCCUCUCCUCGUCGCGGGACAUCGAGCACCUCCCGCUGCGCCUCUUCCCCGCCUGGCGCGGGCCCGUCCUCUCCGCCGUGGCCCUCUCCAUCUUCUUCUUCGCCUACGCCUUCGUGCGGGACAUCCUGCACCCCUACCUGAAGAGCGGCCUGAGCCUCUUCUACAAGAUCCCUGUGGAGGUGGUCAACCACACCGUGCCCUGCGUAGCCAUCACUCUGCUGGCGCUGGUGUACCUGGCGGGCCAGUUGGCCGCGCUGCACCAGCUGGGCUAUGGGACCAAGUACCGUCGCUUCCCCGGCUGGCUGGAGGGCUGGCUGGCCUGCCGCAAGCAGCUGGGGCUGCUCAGCUUCUUCCUGGGGGCCGUGCACACACUCUACAGCCUCUGCCUGCCGCUCCGGAAGUCCGAGAGGUACCUGCAGAUGAACAUGGCCUAUCAGCAGGUCCAUGCCAACAUCGAGGACUCGUGGAACGAGGAGGAGGUGUGGCGUGUGGAGAUGUACGUGUCCUUCGGCAUCAUGAGCCUGGGCCUGCUGUCCCUGCUGGCCGUCACCUCCAUCCCCUCUGUCAGCUCCGCCCUCAACUGGAGGGAGUUCAGCUUCAUUCAGUCCACGCUGGGAUACAUUGCCCUGUUGAUCGCCACCUUCCACGGGCUGCUGUUCGGCUGGCGCCGGGCGUUCGAGGAGGAGUCGUACCGCUUCUACCUGCCGCCCAGCUUCGUGGUGGCACUGGUGCUGCCCGUCACGGUGGUGCUGGGCAAGGUGCUGCUCCUGAUGCCCUGCCUCGCCCGCAAGCUGCACCGCAUACGCCGCGGCUGGCAAGCCGACCAGGGACACCGGGACCUCCACCAUCCGCCGUUGCUGCUGCGUGGCUCAGCCAAUCAGCUAUCGCCCGAGCGCGUCACCAUCAUGUAG